This is a messenger RNA of Physeter macrocephalus (sperm whale), 1639 nucleotides long. Its product is annotated as merozoite 31 kDa surface antigen-like. The transcript has 2 exons. The coding region runs from base 346 to 1137 and encodes 263 amino acids. The record is from RefSeq and is a predicted model, not a curated record. Gene Ontology annotation, cellular component: membrane. Lineage: Eukaryota; Metazoa; Chordata; Mammalia; Artiodactyla; Physeteridae.
AGGAGUGGCACCACGGGUAUUAACACGGCUGUCUUCAACGCCCCUGGCAAUACACAAUGCACUGUUGUCCUUGAUAUUCUCCCGCCACCUCCACACUUGUUCAUUACAGGAAAAAGGUUUACACAGGAAAGGGGAUCCACAAAUUGUUUAGGGUGUGGGAGGCUUUGCGCGUGUCGUUGGUUGUAUCUGUCGGCUGGGUUUUUGUCGACGCUGGCACACACUGUUAGACCGCGAGUACUCCUUGUAGCAUUCCGCAGAAGAGACGCGUUGACACACGGUAGAUCACUCCUUACGCACGGGUGAGGGUUCUGAAGUCAAUGUCCAGAAGGCAGGCAGGAAUUCGGGAUGGCGGCGACUGUUCAUGUGAUCGUGGCUACCACGGUGAUGCUGCUUGUCUCCUCGGCUCGUGCAAACAAUGAUGAGAUUGUUAGUUGCACCCAAAACCAAGUGUUGCAAACUUCAGUCACUAAACCUGGAGCUGUGCUAAAACUGCAGUGCCCUAGUUCUUAUACAAUAUCUCCCACUUGUACGCCGAAGGUGGGAAAUGUCUUUAGUGACGAUUCUUGCUCGAAUAUGACGACCCUUUCCGAUCUGUGCCCCGGCGCAUCGGGAACCCAGGCGAGUGCCACUGACAAUCCGGUAGUACUGACGUUUCCGCAGUUGCCAAAAAAUGAAACGACCUUCUACUUUAAAUGCACCCAAAGUUCUAAUUGGUGCAAGUUCGCUGUGACGGUGAGCGCAGCACCUCCGGGAGGUCCCCAAGUAUGUGCAGUGAAGAACACCAGUGUUGCGUUGGCGCUCAAGGGAGAGGGAGGCACCACACAAUUUGCUUGUGGAGCUGGGCUUGAAUUGAAUCCGGCGAAUGCGAAGAAAGUUUACGAUGGAAACUGCACUGAAGAGGAAGAUCUGAAAGACAUGACGCUUACUGGCAGCAGUGACAGCUAUUACAUGUUGAAAGCCGACAAAGCACCGAAGGACCAAACAAUUUGCUAUGUGUGUGGGGCUGCAGGUAGCAAGGGGAUGGGGGCGGAAACCUGCGCAGUGUUGAUCAGCGUUAGCGCAGGCUCAGGCCUCGCUGCCUUGUCUGUUUUUGGCCUUGCCUUACCUUGUGUUCUGGCUUUGCUUCAUUUCACUUGACCACCCGCCCAAGCACCGGUCACUCGUAUAUGUGACUGGACAACCAUUACUAUCAGGGCUUACAUGUUCACAGACGAAGAAUGCGUUGUGCGUCUGCCCUAUAAACGUGUAUUUGUGCGUCAAAGUAAAUACGGGCUUGAAUCCCUCCCUUGAGUUUGUGUGUUGAUGUACAAUGGUACAAUAUGUGAACACGUCUUCGCGCGUGUGUUUCCCAGCUCCCGACACGUUGUGUGCUGUACGGACACAUUCGUAAGCUCCUAACGCUAUCAGAAAUGGAAUCUGACGAAACGUUGACUAAUAUGUUGUGAGCUAUGGUCACCGAUUGGCUUGCUGGCUGUGGGUCCGCAACUGUUCCAUACGAACAAGUUCACCGUCGUAACAGGCUUUCAUGAUUCUGCGGCGCCAAGCACACAAAAACAGCGUUGUAUCAUCACCAUAUUCUGAGAAUGUUGGAGCGCCUUGUAUCCAGGAGGCCGCUCUAAUUAAACAGAGGAACCCUUGA